AGUAGUGGUACUUUCAUGCGUGUUAACAAGCUGUCACUUGUCAUUUUGUUCCCGUUGCUUUGUUCGAGCUCGGAGCUGUUAGAUAACCACUGGUCGGAGCACCCGCAGAAUGACAUGGCUCUCGAAUUAAGCAUCCUGACGCUGAAUAUAUGGGGAAUUCCGUACAUAUCGAAAGACCGCAAGGUACGGGUUAACGCGAUCGGCGAUGUUUUGUCCAGCGGAAACUACGACGUUGUGUCACUGCAGGAAGUUUGGUCCGACGGGGACUAUCAGUAUCUGAAAAAUCGGGUCGAAGGAGUGCUUCCAUUUGCUCAUUACUUUUACAGUGGCGUUGUCGGGUCCGGCCUAGCGGUAUUCUCCAAAUACCCCAUCGUAUCAGCAUUUUUCCAUGCGUGGUCGGUCAAUGGAUAUGUCCAUCGGAUUCAACAUGGUGACUGGUUCGGGGGGAAGGGUGUGGGAUUGGCUAGGAUUUCCGUGAAUGGCCAACUGGUACACCUGUAUGCUGCUCAUUUACACGCCGAAUAUGAUAGAAACUUUGACGACUACAUGUCCCAUCGGGUUAUACAGGCCUACGACACUGCUCAAUUCGUGGAAAGUACACGCGGGAGUGCGGUAGUUCAAAUCCUGGCCGGCGAUCUGAACACAGAACCGGGCGAUUUAGCAUACCGUGUUAUUCGAACCAAUGCCAAACUUACGGAUUCGUACGAUCGGGACUCGCAUUCCAGCGAUCUGCUGGGCACGAAUGAAAUCGCCCGAAACAGUUACACCGAUCCGGAAGCUGCCAAGAAGAGCCCCCAGGGAAAAAGGAUUGAUUACAUUAUGUACCGAUUUGCGGACCAGUACGAGGGUCAUCGGUUAGAGCACCGUCUUCCACUUCCAGAGCGGAUCCCCGGCAAGGACAUGAGCUAUUCGGAUCACGAAGCUGUUUACGCUAAAAUUAUCCUGAAGAAAGCGGUUGUUCCGAACAGUGGGGAAUUUAAACAAGGUGAAAAUAAUGAUCAGGAAACCAUUAUGGCGCUGAAGGAAAGUAUUGUCAUCUGCAACGAAAGUUUGAAAAAAUUGGAGUCACACAAACGGACCUACACGCUGAUGGCCAUCGCAGUAGUUAUCGUUCUGCUCAGCAUGCUCGAAUUGGACGCUCCAUAUGGACUUAAAACGGCCCUUUUGCUGUUUAGGUUUCUGCUUUCUUGUAUCGUACUUUUCUUCAUUUUCAUGGCUACCAUUUGGAACGUCAUGGAGAAGCAUGGCAUCCUGGCCGGAAAGCUGUCGAUGGAAAUUGCUCUAAAGGUUUUCAAAGAUGUGGACGGCUUGGGCGAACUAGGAUAAAACAUUGGAUUUGCUCACUGAAAAUGUUUUCUUUUGUGCAUUUCGUUGAUCUGGCGAUUGUAGGAUAAUCGAUCUGUAAGUCUUAGCAACCGAUCGUAUUUAGUAGCUAACUUUAGUUAGCCAAUAUGAUGUUAAUUGAGGGUCGAAGUAUGUUUAAUGUGUAAGUGAAAAAAUGUCCACUACAUCUAACGAAACGUAUCAAUGCUCGUACUCGUAUUGUUGUUUGCAAUGAAGUACAUUACUAACACAGUGCUAA
Molecule: messenger RNA, 1582 nt
Organism: Topomyia yanbarensis
Lineage: Eukaryota; Metazoa; Arthropoda; Insecta; Diptera; Culicidae
Gene: nSMase
Product: putative neutral sphingomyelinase
Exons: 5
Coding region: 16-1326 (436 amino acids)
Cellular component (GO): cytoplasm
Molecular function (GO): sphingomyelin phosphodiesterase activity
Source: RefSeq, a predicted model, not a curated record